Messenger RNA from Mustela lutreola (European mink), 3111 nucleotides. It is a transcript of the gene SLC37A1, whose product is annotated as solute carrier family 37 member 1. Bases 612 to 2243 code for a protein of 543 amino acids. Gene Ontology annotation, biological process: phosphate ion transmembrane transport; glucose-6-phosphate transport. Gene Ontology annotation, cellular component: endoplasmic reticulum membrane. Lineage: Eukaryota; Metazoa; Chordata; Mammalia; Carnivora; Mustelidae. The record is from RefSeq and is a predicted model, not a curated record. Gene Ontology annotation, molecular function: glucose 6-phosphate:phosphate antiporter activity. The transcript is spliced from 20 exons.
GGACCCCGCGGGAGGAGCCCCGCGCAUUGGCCGCCGCGCGCCGGGACGUGGGCGUGUCGCCGAGUCUGCCUCUCCCGGGGACCCGCCGCCGGGGAGGAGCCGGCGCUGAAAGGCGUCCGGGAGGCUCGGGGAGCUGGCGCUCUGGGCCUCUGGGCUGUUUGCCUGCUGAGCAGCUGGUUCCCGGAGCUCGUGAGCCUCCUGGCCCACACCAGUGACCGCGUCCUGUGGAUCGCUUGGAAAGCGCCGGAAAGUCCCCCACCUGUCGACCUCCAACCUUCGGGCUCUUUUUGCCUCUUUCCCCCGCCUUCCGGUGCAACCCCGCCCUAGCAGCCACGCUGCGGCUCCUGGCGACCCGGUGACCCCGAGGGACCGUCCUGAUUUGCAUUUGAACGGAGGACACAGGAAAGCCCUUUUUCCAGCCCCAGGUUUGCAUUUCUAAAGGGAGCCGAGCCUCUGCCUGAAGGAAGAGGGCAAGCAAGACCCAGCAGGACACCUCGGUGCACCUUCCAGUCCGCGGGAGCUGCAGGGGCCAGAGAGACACUGGAGCCCCGGGUUGGUAACCCACGCACGACGCCUCUUGUGACCAGAGCCCCGUGGUCAGCGCGGCGUAAAUGGCUCCGCUGCCCCCAGGCGUCCGCUUCAUCGUCUCGUUCUCCCGGGAUCAGUGGUACAGAGCCUUCAUUUUUAUUUUGACAUUUUUGCUGUAUGCAAGUUUCCACUUAUCCCGAAAGCCUAUCAGCAUAGUUAAGGGCGAGCUGCACAGAUACUGCGCUACGCUGCACGAGGGGCAAGUCCAGUUCAACAGCUGGAACCAGAAAGCCAGUGGCGCGCCCCACCGCCAGCCAGCCCACAAUGAGACGGACUGUAGCUGGGCCCCAUUCGACCAGGACAACUACCAGCAGCUGCUCGGAGCCUUGGAUUACUCGUUUCUGUGUGCCUACGCCAUCGGCAUGUACCUGAGCGGCAUCAUAGGGGAGCGCCUGCCCAUUCGGCACUACCUCACGUUUGGGAUGCUGGCUAGUGGCGCUUUCACCGCCCUCUUCGGGUUAGGCUAUUUCUACAACAUCCACAGUUUGGGAUUCUACGUGGUAACUCAGAUCGUCAACGGACUGGUGCAGACCACCGGCUGGCCCAGCGUCGUCACCUGCCUCAGCAACUGGUUUGGGAAGGGAAGGCGGGGUUUGAUUAUGGGGGUCUGGAAUUCGCACACCUCCGUGGGCAACAUCUUAGGAUCCUUGAUCGCCGGCUACUGGGUGUCCACGUGCUGGGGCCUGUCCUUCAUCGUCCCCGGGGCCAUCGUGGCAGCCAUGGGCAUCGUGUGCUUUCUCUUUCUCAUCGAGCAUCCGAAGGACAUCGCCUGCUUCUCGUCCCUGGCGGUGCCGAAGGGCUGUGAGAACGGCACGCACAGGUUCCGACUGCAGAAGCAGAUCUUCACGGACGACAAGAACAAGCCCCUGGUGAGUCGGACCAGCCUCCGCUGCUUCGCAGAGGACCCCGAGCUGCAGUGCUUGCUGCCGUCCGACGGGAAGCACCCCGUCCAUCAGAGCCACGUCAUGGUCCUCCCAGCCGACGGCGGGGGCAGCAUGGCUGCCAUCAGCUUCACCGGGGCCUUGAGGAUCCCAGGUGUGAUCGAGUUCUCUCUGUGCUUGCUGUUUGCGAAGUUGGUCAGCUAUACGUUCCUCUUCUGGCUUCCUCUGUACAUCACAAACGUGGAUCACCUGGACGCCCGACAAGCCGGGGAGCUCUCCACCCUGUUUGAUGUGGGCGGGAUCUUUGGUGGGAUCUUGGCGGGUGUGAUCUCAGACCGACUAGAGAAAAGGGCGUCCACCUGUGGCCUGAUGCUGCUGCUGGCGGCCCCGACGCUCUACACGUUCUCCACCAUCAGCAGAAUGGGCCUGGAAGCCACUGUCGCCAUGCUGCUCCUGAGCGGGGCCCUGGUCAGCGGGCCGUACGCCCUGAUCACGACCGCCGUCUCCGCCGACCUGGGCACGCACAAAAGUCUCAAGGGAAACUCGCACGCCCUCGCCACUGUGACCGCCAUCAUCGACGGGACCGGCUCUGUAGGAGCAGCCCUGGGCCCUCUGCUGGCCGGGCUCCUGUCCCCGUCUGGGUGGAACAACGUAUUCUACAUGCUGAUGUUCGCUGACGCCUGCGCCUUACUGUUCCUGAUCCGCCUCAUUCACAAGGAGCUGAGCUGCCCGGGGUCUGCGGCCGGGGACCAAGUUCUGUUCAAGGAACACUGACGCCUCGAGUCCCCUGGAGGGAGGCUGCGCCUGUCCUUCACACACUGUCCAGGAAACGUUCAAAUAAAGGACCCUGUGUUGGAAAGAAUGGUUUACCCUUGCCUUUUGCACACACCCCUGGAAAAGACACAAAAGCCACCCUGAGAAGUCCAGGUCCUAUUCGGGCGAGCCGUGGGACUCGUGACGGCGACUAGGAGGUGCGGGAAGUGCUGUGUCCACGGCAGAGUCUGGGACGCACGGCGGGACAGGCGGGCCCCCCGGCAGCUGCUCGGGACUGGUGGGGGUGCUCGAGAGCCGGGGUGUCUCAGGUGUCUCGGUCUGGAAUGUAAGAGUGGGUGAGCGCGCGCUGGCGGGGACCCGAUCCCGCAGCAGGUGCCCGAAUGCAGCCAGCGCGGGGCCCAGCCUCUGAGAGGACGGAGGAAACCGACACCAAGACGGAACUCAGAGCCGCCCCAGCACCCAGAGGACUGUCGCAGCACCUCCUCCUGCUCUGCGGGCCUGAGCUCUAGCCGGCGGGAAGCGAGCAGCCGUGAAGCCAUCCAGAGGCCCCGGGAGUGCCGGCCGGGACACCCGGACAUGUCUGGGGUCCGCGCUCGGAGGCUGCCGCGGCUGCUGUCCCCGCAGGUCUCGGGGAUGACGUGGUUGGGGGGCGGACGGGCACCCAGACACCUGGGACUGUCUCUAGUGAUGUAGCACCAGUGCGGGCUUAUUUAUUGAGGAUGUGCUAUGUAUUCUAGAAGUUUUAGAAACAUAAAUGGCAUUUUUUAUUUAUUAAGACACCUGACUCUCCUCUGGCCACUUGUUUUCCGACUUGUUGCCAGGAAAAUACUCAUUUGCUCUUUGAAAUAAAAUAGUCUUUUUUAAAACA